Molecule: messenger RNA, 2298 nt
Organism: Notolabrus celidotus (New Zealand spotty)
Lineage: Eukaryota; Metazoa; Chordata; Actinopteri; Labriformes; Labridae
Product: claudin-19-like
Exons: 4
Coding region: 541-1164 (207 amino acids)
Biological process (GO): cell adhesion; bicellular tight junction assembly
Cellular component (GO): bicellular tight junction; plasma membrane
Molecular function (GO): structural molecule activity
Source: RefSeq, a predicted model, not a curated record
AGUAAACACAGUUUGUUGUAACUAUGGAACAAAAUCUCUCUGACCUGAUGUUUAUAUCACGUCUACCAACAACAGCUUUAAGUGGUCAGUGCAAACUUUGUAUGUGCAGAUGCCUCCUGUGGUGAAACACAUGACGUUUCUGGUCAGUGACGUAAGAAAUGAGUAGACUAAUUGCCUAUUCCGCAGCCUGGUGUCAUUUCAUGUCAUAUGCUUUUAGAGGCGUCCCCUUAUUUACUAGAAUCCGUGAAUAAGCCUGAUGUCAGCACAAGAAGAAAUAUCUCACAUUAUCAGCUGCAGGUGGAGCAGAGACUUCCCAAUGCGUCACGCGCCUUGGACUUUAAAUAGAGGUCGCAGCCUCGAGCUCGUAUAACGGUCUGAGGAGCUGUUUGGAGGAAUUUACGCGGACGUCCCUUUGCAUCAAAUCACUUUCCACCAACAACUCCUGAUCGCUAAAUUAUAUUUAUCCUGCUCACUUUUCGACCACAUUAUCAGACUUUUUGAAGCUUUAUUGAACUCUCUCCUUCUUAACAUCUGGACACAAUGGCCAGCUCGGGACUACAGCUGCUCGGUUUCUUCCUCUCUCUGGUCGGUCUCGCUGCCACAGUCGCCGCUACUUUAAUGGUUGAAUGGAAGAAACAGUCUCAGGGCAAGACGCACCGCAUCUAUGAGGGUUUAUGGAUGAGCUGCAGCGGGAACGAGAGAACAACCUGUGAACUCCACCAGUCCCUCCUCAAGCUGCCAACUGAGGUCCAAGCUACCCGAGCUGUGAUGCUGUUAAGCAUCUUACUCUCUGCUGUGGCUCUGCUGGUCUCCACAGUUGGAAUGAAGUGCACACACUUCAUGGACGAGAAGCCUGACGGCAAAUCCACCACAGCCAUGACCGGGGGAAUCCUGUUCAUUAUUGCAGGUUUGUUAACUGUUGUCAUAACUUCCUGGUAUGUCAGCAAGAUUGUUUCCACCUUCCAAGUAUCCCAUCGCCUUGAAAGCUUUGAGUUUGGUAAGGCAGUGUUCGUCAGCUGGGCUGGAGGCCUCCUCACCAUAGCAGGCGGUGCUUUUCUGGGCUGUCGGAGGUGCUCCCGGGCAGGGUCGUCGGAGUCCCUAAGUGUGAACCACCUCCUCCCCAGCAGCAGCAGUAGCAGUAACCCCAACUCUAACUACGUCUAGUGGAGAGAACAUAAGAGGGUCAGGAUCUGCCUCAGUCCAGCAGUGAAUUUAAAGCUGGAGCAAGAUAGGCUUCUGGGACGAUGAACUGUCCCACUGUGGGAUCACUGAAUACUACCUACUGUUCAGCAAGUCAGGAUCCAGGAUCAGGAUUACACACAAGACCAGGUUGUGAGGACUCACUCAAAAACCCAUUGUAAUGAAUCAUAAAGAAAUAUAAUUGCAGAUUAAACCAUAAAUUUACUUCAUAAAGUUAAAUGACAUAUUAUUACUUGUUUCGGGUCUAAAUGUGUUUCUUAAACACUAUAUACUUUUUUAUAUGUAAGCUUACGAUCAUGACAUUACGUUUUACUAAAAGCUAACUAGUACACAUGUGACGUUAUGGUGAAGGCAUUACAAUUAUAGUUUAUUUUCCCAAACAAAUAACCCCAUUUACCUCUUUAGUUUCUUUACUGCUGCAACAGGCCUCUAUGGUGUUGAUGGAUCCAUCUUGUAAAUAAAUGACUAAACUUUUACAUAUUUGUAUUGUAUUUUCAUGUACUGUUUUUAUGCAACGCAUUCCCUGAUAGUGUACACAGCCCCUAAUGUGUGUAUUUUGAAUAAAUAAAUGGAAAUUGAUUUAUUUAAUUGAGCGUUUAUUUACAUACAACUCUGCGCCAAACAUUUUUGUUUAAUACCUAAGAAAUAAUUGCUGACAUGGAAAUAUACUCUUAAGUUUUCAUGAAGUAAAAGUAGUGCAACAAUUUGUUACACUUUGUUACUUGUUAAAGUCAUGAAAUCAAAAAAUGUCAAGUUCAACUUGAGAAUAAGAUGCAACAAAGCUGUAUACUCAGUACUUCCGAGUUUGGCUGUGACAUCAAUGCCUUUUAAAAGCCUAUUGGUAAUGUGUAGUAAAGGAAUAAAGUGAAGAAUGAAAUGGAUUACUUUUGUAUUAGUACCUCAUAACUGCAGUAUUACAGUAUUUGUUAAUGUGUUUAGUACCUCACUGGUCAAUGGGAGGUUUUGUGGGACACCAUGGAGAUGUUAGUCUUUGUUUGAGGGGCAUCACCGAAGGAGAACAAAAGAGGAAACAACUUCAACGAAUGAGCAAGUGAUGUAAGAAAACAGGCACUCUGGAAUAAACUUAUUUGACUUUCA